CCUGAGUCAAGACACAUUGGGCAGACAGACAAGCCUGUUGUAGCCUCUGCAUCUUCAGUCCUUAUGCUGUGACCCAACCUCACGCUGCCUAUGCUACUCCUCGAGCUAUUGAUUAUAAAGUAUUUAGGAAAGAGUGCCGCCGCGUCUGGUAGAACCCUCGUUAUACCGUGUUAUUGGUGAACACUUCGGUCUAACCGUUUUGAACAAUGUUGGUCAUCCUUUUCGCGCUCUGUAUUGCUUGCAGUAUCUCCUGGCAGUUUUCUACGUUCUAUCGUUCGAGGCUCGCUGGGUUUCCGGGGCCAAUUAGCCGAAAGUUUACAGAUAUAUUCCAAUUCGUGGAUGCCUUCAAAGGCCAGACUGUCAAGUAUCUCCAGGAAUGCCAUCAGAGAUACGGCAAAGUAGUCCAAAUCGGUCCAAGGACUGUCAGCAUCUCAGAUCCCGCGAUGAUCCCCUUGAUCUAUGGUAUCCGCAAUCCUUUGCCCAAGAGCCACCAUUGGAGCGUCUGGGAAAACGAAUUCAACGGAAAACUUGUUCCUUCUGUUUUGUACGCCCAGGAAACUUCCAAGCACGGAAUGCUGAAAAGACCCGUGGCCGGGGUCUACUCCAUGUCGAAUGUUAUAAAACAGGAGCCUUUCAUUGAUACUACCAUCGUCCAAUUUAUCAAGAAGCUCGACCAAGAUUUUACUGUAAGGGGAGAUGAAGGGAAGUCGGUGCCGAUCCAUUCGUGGAUGCACUAUUUCGCAUAUGAUGCUGUAAUGAAACUGACCCUUUCUUCCGAUUUUGGGUUUAUUGAGGCGGGAGGUGAUCGGGAGGGUAUCUUCUCGGGGGUUGAUGCCGUGCUAAGGUACCGAGCUAUGGUGUUUACUAUGCCUUGGAUCCAUUCGCUAGUGCGCAGAAGUCCGAUCGUCGGACUGUUUAAGAAGCGGAUGGCAGCUUUCCAACGCAGGGCACGAGGCCUCAUCGACAAACGAAUGACUCAAGGUGCUCCAGAUCCAAGCCGAUACGACCUGCUGUCGCAGUUCUUGGAGUCGCAAAAGGCCUCUCCGCAGGUGGUGAAUGACCUCGUGCUGAAUGGCUACGUUGUUCUGCCGCUUCUAGCUGGGGCUGAUACGGUGGCCAUUGUUCUCGGUACGCUCGUUUACCAACUUGGCCAACACGUUGCGGUUGCGACAAAACUGCAGGAAGAGCUGGAGGCUGCCAAGCUUUCCCUACCGCCUGCAUACGCGGCGGUACAGGGUCUUCCAUUCUUGAAUGCUGUCGUGAAAGAGUCGCUUCGCAUCCACCCCAUCAUGGCGUUCCUCUCGAGACGGGUGGUGCCAGCAGGGAGCGGGCUGAAGCUCCCGGAUGGACGCAUUCUGCCACCUGGAACCAUCGUGGGCAUCUCGCCAUGGGUGACGCACUUUGACGAAGAAGCGUUUGGGAGCGACGCCAAAGAGUUCAGACCGUCGCGAUGGCUGCAGGAGGCGGAGGAGCCGAGUGCCGAAUAUGCCAAGCGACUGAAAGCCAUGAACGCCACAGAUUUAGCGUGGGGCGCAGGCAACCGUUCCUGCCUUGGCAAGAACAUCGCCCUUGCCGAGAUCUACAAGCUCGUGGCUACGCUCUACUCGCUCUUCGAUAUCUCUCUUGUUGACCCUUCAGCAAGCUUGCGUUUCACCGAGACGCUGCUCACAAAGCAGCAAAGCAUCAAUGUCCGCUUCUCGUACCGGGACAGCGCUAAUGUAGAUGCGUUGUUGGACGCCGACAAAACUUCAUAG
Molecule: messenger RNA, 1754 nt
Organism: Cucurbitaria berberidis CBS 394.84
Lineage: Eukaryota; Fungi; Ascomycota; Dothideomycetes; Pleosporales; Cucurbitariaceae
Product: putative cytochrome P450 monooxygenase
Exons: 6
Coding region: 207-1754 (515 amino acids)
Molecular function (GO): heme binding; iron ion binding; oxidoreductase activity, acting on paired donors, with incorporation or reduction of molecular oxygen
Source: RefSeq, a predicted model, not a curated record